Lactuca saligna is the source of this 852-nucleotide messenger RNA. The record is from the annotation of a GenBank genome assembly. NCBI's taxonomy places the organism in Eukaryota, Viridiplantae, Streptophyta, Magnoliopsida, Asterales, Asteraceae.
AUGGUUUUGCCAAACGAUGUUGAUUUGCUUAAUCCCCCAGAUGAUUUGGCGAAGAGGAAUCAAAAGCUCAAACGACUUGUUCAAUCUCCAAACUCUUUCUUCAUGGAUUUUAAGUGCCAGGGUUGUUUCAACAUAACAACCGUAUUCAGCCACUCUCAAACGGUGGUUGUGUGUGGAAACUGUCAGACGGUGUUGUGCCAGCUGAUUGGUGGUCGUGCAAGACUUACAAAAGGAUGUUCUUUUAGAAGGAAGGAGACUAAUCCUAUUUCUUACUUUUAUGGCUGGCUAGGUAUCUUCAAGAUGCUCGUCUUGCUGUGUCCGAGGUCUCGUCUGUUCAUCUUGUUGUUUUCGAGGUCUCAUCGGCAUCUUCCAGACUCCAGAAGUCUCUCUGGCUCUCUCGUACGGUCUGAGUCAGCCUUGACUUUGCGUGCACUGGUGGAGAUUGAUCCGACAUGUGUUGGUCGUUUGGUCAAUUAUGGGAUCACUACAUUGAAGGCACUAAGAGAAAAUGUGUCAUUUGGGAAGGAAGAUUCUUUUUGUAAAAGAGCUGCAAGGAAGUUGCUUUUGGAGUUCAAAUCUGAUAGUUUCUCAAAGGAAACUAUAUCUGAUGGAACUAUUAUUAUAGUGUUAGGUGAUGCACAAACUCGCUACAUUGUAAAUGUUGUGAGGGAGGAGAAUGAGAAGGUUGUGAAGUUUCCACCUAGCAUCUCAAUUGAAAUCUCAUCAGUGACCACCAGCCACCACCGGAAGACCACCGUUGAAGCCAAUACAGAGAAAUCCCGCUACCACUGCAAAUCUGCAAUCCACUUCAGGUGCAAUCCACUACUCCCUCUUAAAAAUUUUGAAACUUAG